CGCGCUCUCUCCCGCCGUCCCCACCGUCCCCCGGGCCGGGCCCCGCCGCCAACAUGUCGGGGGUGCGCGCCGUGCGCAUAAGCAUCGAGUCGGCGUGCGAGAAGCAGGUGCAGGAGGUGGGCCUGGAUGGCACCGAGACCUACCUGCAGCCGCUGUCCAUGUCGCAGAACCUGGCGCGCCUGGCACAGCGCAUCGACUUCAGCCAGGGUUCGGGCUCAGACGACGACGAGCCGGGCGCCGAGGGCGACGCGCACGACUGGUCGGGUGGCGACCCCGACGAUGACGAGGGCCUGGUUCGGCUGCAGCCCUCGCUCUGGCCCUGGGACUCGGUGCGGAACAGCCUGCGCGGCGCGCUCACCGAAGUCUGCGUGCUCUACGACGUGCUCAGCGUCGUGCGCGACAGGAAGUUCAUGACACUGGACCCCGUGUCCCAGGACGCGCUGCCGCCUAAGCAGACGCUACAGCUGAUCUCUAAGAAGAAGUCUCUCGCUGGGGCCGCCCAGAUACUGCUGAAGGGGGCAGAGAGACUGACCAAGUCUGUGACGGAAAACCAAGAAAACAAGCUGCAAAGAGACUUUAACUCGGAGCUUCUGCGGCUGCGGCAGCACUGGAAGCUCAGGAAAGUGGGCGACAAGAUCCUGGGCGACCUCAGCUACCGGAGUGCAGGCUCGCUCUUUCCCCAUCACGGUACGUUCGAGGUCAUAAAGAACACAGACAUCGACCUGGACAAGAAGAUUCCUGAGGACCACUGUCCCCUCGACGUCCAGAUUCCCAGUGACUUAGAGGGUUCUGCGUAUAUCAAGGUUUCAAUUCAGAAACAGGCUCCGGAUAUAGGGGACCUCGGCACAGUGAGUCUCUUCAAGCAGCCUAUGCCCAAGUCCAAGUCAGGCACCCCACACUGGCAGACGAAGCUGGAGGCGGCACAAAAUGUUCUGUUGUGUAAAGAGAUCUUCGCACAACUCUCUCGAGAAGCCGUUCAAAUUAAGUCGCAGAUCCCCCACAUUGUGGUGAAAAACCAAAUUCUCUCCCAGCCCUUUCCAAACUUGCAGUUGUCCAUUUCCCUGUGUCAUUCCUCCAACGAUAAGAAGUCCCAGCGCGCCGCAGCUGAGCUGCCGAGUCCCGACGACCACCUCUAUGUCCUGGAACACAAUCUGCAUCUCAUGAUUCGAGAGUUCCACAAGCAGACCGUGAGUUCCGUCGUGAUGCCCCACCCCGCCAGCGCGCCUUUCGGCCACAAGAGGAUGAGACUUUCAGGUCCUCAAGCAUAUGAUAAGAAUGAAAUCAGCUCCUUACAAAGCAGUGAGGGGCUUCUGGAGAAGAUAAUCAAACAGGCCAAACACAUCUUCCUGAGGAGUCGAGUGGCAGCAACCAUUGACAGCCUGGCCAGCCGCAUCGAGGACCCUCAGAUCCAGGCGCACUGGUCCAACAUCAACGACGCCUGUGAGUCCAGUGUCAAAGUUCUCAUCACCUCGCAGGGCUAUGAGCAGAUCUGCAAGUCUAUCCAGCUGCAACUGAACAUCGGGGUGGAGCACAUCCGUGUGGUACACCGGGAUGGGCGGGUGAUCACACUGUCCCACCAGGAGUUGGAGCUCCAGGACUUCCUCCUGUCUCAGAUGUCCCAGCACCAGGUCCACGCCGUGCAGCAGCUGGCCAAGGUCAUGGGUUGGCAGGUCCUGAGCUUCAGCAACCACGUGGGCCUCGGGCCCAUUGAGAGCAUCGGCAAUGCCUCCGCCAUCACCGUGGCCUCCCCGAGCGGUGACUACGCCAUCUCAGUUCGGAACGGCCCUGAAAGUGGCAGCAAAAUUCUGGUCCAGCUUCCCCGAAACCAGUGCAAAGACCUUCCGAAAAGUGAUGUCUUGCAGGACAGCAAAUGGAGUCAUCUUCGUGGGCCCUUCAAAGAAGUUCAGUGGAAUAAGAUGGAAGGUCGGAAUUUCGUUUAUAAAAUGGAACUGCUGAUGUCUGCUCUUAGCCCCUGUCUGCUCUAACUACAUCUAGAGGAGUUUUUAGAAGCACAGGGGAGAGAGACCUUCCAAGGGAACACUGUCCUAAAAAGGAAUCAUUUGCAAGUGUUUUGCAUUUGGAAUAUUUUCACUUUAUAAGUGGUAAAUGCUUUGAAAAGCAAAAGGUAAUGUAAGGUUAGCCUGAAAAGUUACUGACUUAAUGGAUUUCUGUUUGCUUUUUGAAGUAUUUGUUAAUUUCAAAUAAAGCAUACAGUGGAAUAGUCCA
Sorex fumeus (smoky shrew) is the source of this 2226-nucleotide messenger RNA. It is a transcript of the gene MED17, whose product is annotated as mediator complex subunit 17. Bases 54 to 1985 code for a protein of 643 amino acids. Gene Ontology annotation, molecular function: transcription coregulator activity. Gene Ontology annotation, cellular component: core mediator complex; mediator complex. The record is from RefSeq and is a predicted model, not a curated record. NCBI's taxonomy places the organism in Eukaryota, Metazoa, Chordata, Mammalia, Eulipotyphla, Soricidae. Gene Ontology annotation, biological process: regulation of transcription by RNA polymerase II. The transcript is spliced from 12 exons.